This is a messenger RNA of Hypomesus transpacificus, 1855 nucleotides long. Its product is annotated as olfactory receptor 1D2-like. The coding region runs from base 214 to 1155 and encodes 313 amino acids. Gene Ontology annotation, biological process: G protein-coupled receptor signaling pathway. Lineage: Eukaryota; Metazoa; Chordata; Actinopteri; Osmeriformes; Osmeridae. Gene Ontology annotation, cellular component: membrane. Gene Ontology annotation, molecular function: G protein-coupled receptor activity; olfactory receptor activity. The record is from RefSeq and is a predicted model, not a curated record. The transcript has a single exon.
CUGUGGAAUCACUGACUACGGGCUGGAUCGCUGUUCAUCAAGGGAAUGAAUUAGAUCAUGUACAACAUACAUGUUUAACGAUACAUACUUGUCUACUAACUCUACAUUGGGUUUGUGAGGAUUAAACUGUUUUCUUUUUGCACGUUGCAAGUAUACGUAUUAGAGGAAUUAUUGAAAUGGUUUUGUGCUUGUGUUCUUUGUUGAAGAUUCACGAUGACCUUGGAGGAUAAUGUGUCCCUUGUUACAGUGUUUACUCUUUCAGGGUUAGAAGAGACCAUGGACUACAGAGCCACACUCUUCUCUCUCACUCUACUGUGUUACUGUGUAAUUAUUCUGGUCAAUGUUGCUCUGGUGGUCACCAUCAUCUUGGAUGACGACUUGCAUAAACCCAUGUAUAUCUUUCUUUGCAAUUUGUGCAUCAAUGGACUUAUUGGUACAACAGGUUUCUAUCCCAAGUUCCUGCUGGACCUGCUGUCUCCUCAUCAUGUCAUCUCCUAUGCAGGGUGCCUGGUUCAGGCUUUUGUAAUAUAUUCUUCUGCCAACUAUGAUUUUUCUAUUUUGGCAGUGAUGGCAUACGACAGGUAUGUAGCAAUAUGUAAACCAUUGGAAUAUCACUCUGUUAUGACUUAUAAGAGGGUUGCUCAAUUGGUGUUUUUUUCCUGGGUGUCGCCCUUAUGUUGUUUCACUAUGUUAUCUUUACUGGCAUCCAGACAGAGAUUAUGUGGGUCCCACAUACAAAAACUUUACUGUGAGAACUGGUCUGUUGUUAAACUUUCUUGCUCUUCAAUCACAGUAAACAAUGUAGCUGGAUAUGCUGUCAUAAUAUUCUUUUUUGGACAUGUAACGUUCAUUGUAUGUUCAUAUGUGUGCCUGGUCAGAACAUGUUUGGGAUCCAUAGAGAACAGGGGGAAGUUUAUGCAGACCUGUGUACCACAUUUACUGUCAUUAUUAAACAUCACAAUCGCUUUGCUUUUUGAUGUAAUGUAUACACGAUAUGGUUCAAGAGAUUUGCCACAAAGCCUUAAGAAUUUCAUGGCCAUAGAGUUUUUAAUAGUGCCUCCAAUUCUAAAUCCUGUUAUUUAUGGUCUUAAACUGGUUCAAAUUAGAACCAGGAUAUUAAGUUUGUGCACGAAAAAUGUCAGGAUGAAAGGUUAAGCUUGCCUUGUAGUCUCAUUGGUACUUUGGUGAAUGUAAUUUCAGAGUGCUGUCUACAACCACUAGUGUAACUCCAAUACCAUUGGUUUCUGCUAGCAGUCAAUGUUGUAUUAUGUUUGUAUAUGUUUAUAUUACUGUCAUUCUAAUAGUAUCAACAAUGACUUAACUGGACAAAAAUGAUGUGGAUGAAUAAACCCCUGAACCAAAUUCUAGUCCUUCCGGUAAAACGUCUCCUUAAAUGACUCAAUAAUCUCACAAUAAUUUACAAUCAAGUUUAGGAUGCUACAUCUAUAACUUUCCACAACUACAUGACUGUUAGACAGGCAAUACCUGGUACCACCUCUGACACCUUCAGUCAUUUCUGGUUAGGGAACGUGAGAGUGAAUGUUUCUCUUCUAGAAUUUGUGCCUAUCAACUGUAAACUCCACCCUGUGGGUGAGCUGUAUUGAUCAGAGAUUUCAGAAUAUUUUCCAUGGGAACCACUGAUGCACCUAGUGCAGAACCGAGAAUGACAAGACCUGGUUGGCCUCUCCAACCACAAAUCACCUCCCUUGAUGGCAGUAUCUCCCUCACUGUUGCAGUGGAGAAGGUGAGGUAGGAUAAAUGUAAAUGUAGUUACAGUAUUGUGGAGCAAGCACUCAAGUUUUCAAAAAAGAAAAAACGAUCACUUCUGCUUGUUAUGUUAGGAUGUUUUUUCCUU